UUCAGGUAAAUGCUGUCUUGCACUCUACCUAUCUCUCUUCCUUGAAUGGUUUUGGCCGGUUUAUUGGGGAAUGUGAUGGUCUCAGAGGACCUGUUAGGGGCAAAGUUCACCUUUGUAAGUGUAGACCAUUUGGCUGUUCUCUGGAUUCACCCUCAGUGUGGUGUCUGAAGAGCAUCCUGAGACUAACUCUCAGCAUGGCUCAGACACUUCGGCUGUCUUGGCUAUUGUUGGCCCUCCUCUUCUUCGGUGGACUGCAGUGUGACCAGGGCAAUCGAGCCCAUAGCCGCAGCAAGAGGGACAUCAGCAAUACCCAGCCUCGUAUGAUCUCAGAGAAUGGUCACCUUACUUUUUCUGCGGGAAACAAUAAAGACAUCAAUUUUCAGACCUCAGGGACAGGGAGAGUGAAAGUGGGGGGCGAGGACCUCACUCAGCAAAUAGACCAGAUCAAAACCAAUAAAGAUGACAUUGAAAAAAUAAAGAACAGUGGCCCAUCUGAAGACGUCACCAACCAGCUGAAUCAGCUGAAAACAAGGGUGACCUCUGUUGAGUCAAAAGUUGAAACAAUAGAACAGACAAUCCAACGGAAAACAUGUAGCAGCAACCCGUGCCAGAACUUGGGGACGUGCCUGAACCUACUGGACUCUUUUCACUGUCUCUGCCCUCAGAACUGGCAGGGCCCCACCUGUGCUGUUGAUGUGAAUGAGUGUCAGAUCUAUGCUGGAACCUCUCAGGGAUGCCAGAAUGGAGCCACAUGUGUCAACACUGAUGGAUCUUUCACUUGCACAUGUCCUCCAGAGUGGUAUGGACCACACUGCACCUCUCGGUAUGAUGACUGUGCAGGAGGUAGUCAGGACCUGUGCGUUCAUGGGAUGUGUAUUGAUUCUGACAGGGUCACACCUGAUGAGCCCAAAUAUAAUUGCAUCUGUGAUGCUGGGUGGAUGGCUCCUGCUGGCAGCUCUGCCUGCACUGCAGAUGUGGAUGAGUGUAGCCUUCCCAACAAGCCCUGCUCCACUAACCCCGCUGUAGAGUGUUUCAACACACUAGGCUCCUACUUCUGUGGGGCCUGUCCAGCAGGCUGGCAAGGCAAUGGCUACAGCUGUCAGGACGUGAAUGAGUGCGACACAAACAACGGGGGCUGUUCAACCUCCCCCAUGGUGCCUUGCCUCAACACCAUGGGUUCCUUCCACUGUGGCCAGUGUCCUUCAGGUUAUGAGGGAGAUGGAAAGACUUGCACUCAAGCCGACAUUUGUUCAUCCAACAAUGGAGGAUGUUAUCCCCUGGCCACUUGUGCCUCUGUCUCAGGUAGCAAUAUCCCAAUAUGCACUUGUCCUCCUGGUUAUGAGGGCCAUGGAUACGGACCUGUUGGUUGUACCCAGGUUAUUGACACCUGUGGCACUAACAAUCCAUGUGUCAAUGGCCAGUGUGAGAACACUGCCACUGGGUAUGUCUGCCGCUGUGACCCAGGCUGGACAGACCAGAACUGUGACCAGAACAUCAAUGAGUGUGCCAGUAACCCCUGCCAGAAUGGAGGCACCUGUACUGAUGGCAUUAAUGGCUACACCUGUACUUGCACAUCACAGUGGACAGGCUCGGAGUGCCAGACUGAACAGCAAGAAUGUGGAGGAGUGCUCCAGGGUCUCUCUGGAACUUUUAGUUAUCCCAACACUCCUGGGCAUGAUCAGUAUGACCACAUGGUCAGCUGCGCCUGGAUCAUCAGAACUGAUGCUGACAAGAUUCUGCGGAUCACAUUCCCUUUCUUUGAACUAGAGCACAGCAGCACCUGUAGCUUCGACUACCUCCAGAUCCAUGAUGGCGAGAGCGCCUCUGCCUACAUGCUUGGCAAAUACUGUGGCACCAAUGCCCCAGCUGAGCUCUUCAGCUCCCACAACUCUCUUUACUUCUGGUUCCGCUCUGACCACACAAUAAACAGUGGUGGCUUCACUGUGUCCUGGACUUCUCAAGCACCAGUUUGUGGUGGUCACCUGACUAAUUCAUACGGUGACAUCAAGUCUCCUGGUUACCCGGGCAAUUACCCACCAAACCGUGACUGCUAUUGGACGAUAGAUGUGGGUCCAGGGCUGAUCAUUACCUUCGCCUUUGGAACACUCAGUCUUGAACACCAUCCUGACUGCAACUACGACUAUCUAGAAAUCAGAGACGGGCUGCUACCGGAAGACCCACUUUUAAACAGGUACUGCAGCACUGAUUCCCCAGCCCCCCUGCAGACGACUGGUCCUGCUGCCUGGAUUCAUUUUCACUCUGAUUACGUUAUCAGUGACCAGGGCUUCCAUAUUACCUACACCACCUCUCCAUCUGACCCGGGAUGUGGAGGCACCUAUACAGACAGUCAAGGCAUUAUCAUCUCCCCCAACUGGCCUAAUAAUUAUGCACAUGACAAGCAGUGUAUCUAUUUGAUCAGACAGCCUCGGAGUGAGCUGGUGGUUCUAAACUUCACGCAUAUGGAAAUUGAAUUUCACUCUGGCUGUGAAUUUGACUAUGUGGAGGUGCGUGAUGGCUCAGCGGAAACUGAUCCACUCAUUGGAAAGUACUGUGGCUCUACCCUGCCAGCCCCCAUCUUGUCUACUGCUAACGUCCUCUGGAUCCGCUUCAAAUCUGACAGCUCAGUCAGCCAUGCUGGCUUCAGGGCUGUAUAUGAAAUCAGUUGUGGAGGCACUCUCUCUGGUUCUGGGCAAAUCCGCACACCUCUUCACCCUGACGCCUACCCCCACAACAAAAAUUGUGAGUGGGUUAUCAAUCAGCCUGAGGGCUAUGUCGUCACACUCAACUUCCUCACCUUUGAUGUUGAAGACAGUGCUGGGUGCUACUUUGACUAUGUGGAGGUAAGAGAUGGUGCCUCAUCCAGCUCUCCUCUGCUUGGUCGAUACUGUGGAAGCCAGGUCCCUGCAAUGUUGCAGUCCACACAGAGUCACAUGUAUAUCCUGUUCAGUACCGAUGCUUCAGUCACCAAUCAUGGCUUCACUGCAGAGUAUGCAUCUGUGAUGGAAGGCUGUGGAGACACUCUAACAGAACCUUCAGGAACCAUCACCAGCCCUGGCCAUCCUACGAACUACCCUCAUGGUGCUAACUGCUCCUGGUACAUCUCUGUGGCCCCUGGCAACAUCAUCCGACUCUCCUUCACCUCCUUCAACUUGGAGUACCACGCAAACUGUGAUUUUGACUAUGUGGAGAUCUAUGACAAUGGCACUGCUCAGACUGGGAAUCUUUUGGGCAGAUACUGUGGGCGUUCAGUUCCUCCCUCCCUGACCAGCACUGACAACCUCAUGACCAUUCUAUUUGUCUCAGACUCCAGCUUGGCAGAUGAGGGCUUCUCUGCCAACUAUGUCUCCCUCAAUGCCACAACAGACUGUAGUGCAGUGUUCACUACUCCCACUGGAGUGCUGACCUCUCCCAACUACCCCAACCACUACCCCAUGAGCCGCGAGUGCAUCUAUGCAAUCAUAGUGGAGGUCAACAUGCAGAUCAUGCUCAACUUCACUGACUUUGAGCUGGAGGGUGGCUCUUCCUGCCCAUUUGACUACGUGGAAAUCAGAGAUGGAGGCUUUGAAACAUCACCCCUAAUUGGUCGAUACUGCUCAAACCAGGCUCCACCCCUAGUGAUAUCCCAUAGCAACAGGCUAUGGAUUAAGUUCUAUUCAGAUCACUCUGUCACUUUCAAAGGCUUCUCUGCACAUUGGGAUGGCACACAGACAGGUUGUGGAGGAACUCUGACCACCAGUGUUGGUAGUUUCACAUCUCCUAACUACCCUCUGCCCUACCACUCCAAUGCUGAAUGCUACUGGCACAUUAAAGUGAAUGCAGGAAGUACCAUCCUGCUCAGUUUUGAAGAUUUUCAUCUGGAGUCCAGCACUGAUUGCCGUUAUGAUUACCUUGCGGUAUAUGAUGGGAACAGCACUAAUGCUGAUCAGUUGGCCAUACUGUGUGGAAACCAGAUCCCUAACGCUAUUAACUCCACUAAAGAGCAACUGUAUGUUAAACUACGCACAGACAGCAUCAUUAAUGCAGGGGGCUUUGUGGCAUCAUACACAUCCAGUUGUGAAGAUGUUGUCAUUGCUAACCAGAGAAGUGGAGUGAUUGAGAGCCAAAAUUUCCCAAACAACUACCCCUUUAACUCCAGAUGCAGCUGGACCAUCCAGGCCACCAUGGGCAACACCAUCAAUUACACCUUCACUGCUUUUGACCUGGAGAGUACCUCCGCCAGCUGUAUAUACGACUAUCUGGAGCUGUAUGACGGUCCAAAUACCCAAGCUCCUUUGAUUGGUAAAUUCUGUGGCAGCACGCCCCCUCCAGCAAAUGCCACCACCAGCAGCAGCCUCCAUGUUGUGUUCCAUUCCGACCUCUCUAUUGCCCACACUGGCUUCCGGAUGCUUUGGUACCAGAAUGGUUGUGGUGGAGAGUUAUCUGGGCCCUCUGGCUCCUUCAACAGCCCAGGUUAUCCUGACAAAUACCCUGAAAACCGGGAAUGUGUGUGGUACAUCCAGACCAGCCCUGGCAGCAGCAUCACUGUCACCAUCCAUGAGUUUGAUAUAGAGUACCAUCCCAACUGUGACUUUGACCUGCUAGAGGUAUAUGGAGGUCCUGACUUGAGUGCCCCACGACUAGCCCAACUGUGCACCACACGUCCCCCGAACAACCCCCUCCAGGUGUCCAGCACAGGCAAUGCCGUCACUGUCCGUUUUAAGAGUGAUGAGUAUGUCAGUGGUGGAGGCUUCAGUGCUAGCUGGCAGGAAACCCAAGGAGGAUGUGGAGGACCUAUCACAGCACCCAGUGGAGAGAUCCAUUCUCCCCAAUACCCCAACAACUAUCCCAACAAUGUAGACUGCUCCUGGGUCAUCACUGUGGACAAGGGCCACCGGAUUCUCUUCAACUUCACUGAUGUGGACAUUGAGAGUCACUCCUCAUGUAUCUGGGAUUAUGUGGAUAUCCAUGAUGGUCCAGAACAGUCCUCUCCUCUGUUGGCCAAAGUUUGUGGUUUCUCCAUACCUGAUCCCAUUUUCUCCACACAAAACAUCAUCUACGUUCGCUUCAGAUCAGACGUCAGCAGCAAUCACAGGGGCUUCAGGGCAGAGUUCUCAGAGGCUUGUGGAUCCACCAUCAUGGCUGAUGAUGUGGGAGGUGCUAUUGCUUCCCCACGCUAUCCAUACCCAUACCCCAACAACCAGAACUGCAGUUGGAUCAUUAUUGCACAAGAACCAUUCAAUCAUGUAUCGUUGUCCUUCACUGACUUUGAGUUGGAGAUGUUAAACAGCAACUGCUCCCAUGAUGCAGUAGAGAUCUUAGAUGGUGACAACUAUGGGGCCCCAUCUGUCGGUCGUUACUGUGGCAGUGACAUACCUCAUCCAACUACUUCAUUCAGCAAUGCCCUGGUGGUGAACUUUGUGUCUGAUGCUUCAGUAACCAGGAAAGGCUUCAGAGCAACAUACAUGGCCUCAACCUCAGGAUGUGGUGGUAACCUUCACAUGGAGUCUGGGGCCUUCAACAGUCCUAACUACCCAGAUGCCUAUCCACCCAACAUUGAGUGCGUGUGGACUAUCAUUAGCUCCCCUGGAAACCGCCUCCAGCUCUCCUUCAUUCUGUUCGAGCUGCAGCAGAGUACAGGCUGUAAUAAUGAAUAUCUAGAAAUUCGUGAGGGGAACUCUACUGGCACCUUGGUUGGCCGUUUUUGUGGAAACUCCCUUCCCUCUAAUUACACCUCUCUCAUCGGUCAUGUGCUCUGGGUCAAGUUUGUUUCAGACGCCUCUGUCAGUGGAGCUGGCUUUAGGGCCACUUUCUCCCACUUGUAUGGAAACGAUAUCACAGGUACUUCUGGCCAAAUUGCUUCACCCCUGUAUCCACGCACGUACCCCAACAAUGCAGACUAUCGCUGGACAAUCACUGUCGGUGGAGACUCUUACAUUCAGAUCACUUUCCUGGAUAUUGAUAUAGAAGACUUGUAUGACUGCUAUUAUGACCAGCUCAAGAUAUUUGAUGGACCUAACGUUCAUGCGUAUCCUCUGGGAGUUUUCUGUGGGCCGCGUUUGCCUGAGCCUGUGAGAAGCUCUGGCAGUACCGUGACCCUAGAGUUCACAUCAGAUUUUGUGAUUGGAGGAAGAGGCUUCCUUGUUGAGUGGACAGCCAUCCAGAGCUCUGGUCCUUUGCCCACUAUAACACCAGGUGCUUGUGGAGGUUCUCUCAUGCCUGAUGACACACCCAGGUUCCUCUUCUCUCCUGGCUGGCCUAAUGAGUAUGAGCCAAACCUAGAAUGCACUUGGGUAAUCCGCUCACCUGACUCCACUGUGGAGCUCAACCUGCUGUAUAUGGACAUUGAGGGUGAAGCCACAUGUUUGUACGACAGUUUAGUCAUCAGGGAUGGUGAGACUAACCUGUCCCCAUUGCUGGCAAGGCUCUGUGGUCGUGAGUUGCCUGGUUCGCUCCAUUCUACAGGUGACUCCCUGUUCCUGCGUUUUACUUCAGAUUAUAGCAUCAGCGGAUAUGGCUUCAAUGCAUCCUACUCUAAAGGUUGUGGUGGUCUGCUCCAUGCAGACAGAGGAGUGCUCAGCUCCCCUCACUACCCUCAGAACUACAAACCUAACCUGGACUGCAGUUGGCAUGUGAUGGUCACUUCUGGCUUUAGGGUGUCUGUUACCUUCGAAAGUCCAUUCCAGGUGCAAGGUUUUGGCACUGCCUGCAGCUCUGGAGACUAUCUGGAGUUGCGGAAUGGGCCAGAUGGUAAUGCACCAUCUUUAGGUGGUCGUCUAUGUGGAGCCAGCGCCCCUGCAGUUACACAGACUACUGAUAACCAUCUAUAUGUGCAGUUUGUCUCAGAUGCCUCAAAUGAGGCCAGUGGAUUUAAACUGUUAUUUGAAGCCCACAGUACUGCUUGUGGAGGAACCAUUGAGUUGAAAGAUGGAGAUCCACCAGGGUAUAUUACAUCACCUAAUUAUCCAUCAGACUAUCCUCAGAACAUUGACUGUGUCUGGAUUAUCAUGGUGCCCAAUGGAGAGUCUGUGCAACUGGAUUUUGAAGAUUUCUACAUUGAGCCAAACACUCUAUGUUACUAUGACUACCUGGAAAUACGGGAUGGUGUCACUUCAAAUGCUGAACUGCUUGCCAAGCUCUGUGGCAGUACAAUACCAUCUACCCAACAUUCCACAGGUUCUGCUAUGUACCUUCGUUUCCGCACUGAUCACAUCAUUACACACAAGGGCUUUAAGGCCAAGUACUCCAUAGCUUCAUGCGGUGGCACAUAUAUUGGCCAGAGUGGUACCAUCAGAAGCCCAGGAUACCCAGAUUCAAAUUACCCAGACAACUCCAAUUGUGAGUGGUACCUGGAAGGCCCCACUGGACACUACCUGACCCUCAGCUAUACAGCCUUUAAUCUGCAGAGCUCCACUGACUGCGCCAAUGAUUAUGUAGAAAUACGCGAGUACAAUGCUUCUGGCCGCUUGCUAGGAAAGCACUGUGGAAGCAGUUUGCCUGCACCCGUGGACACAGGAGACAGUUUUGCCUAUGUGAAGUUUGUCAGUGACGGAAGUGGAAAUGCAGCAGGAUUCAGCCUGUCAUUUGAAGCCAGUGUAGAGGAAUGUGGAGGGGAUCUGAAUGCCCCCUCUGGGACUAUCUCAUCUCCAAACUACCCUAAUCUGUACCCUCACAACCGGGUAUGUCACUGGAGAAUCACUGUACCUCAUGGCCGAAGGGUUACCCUCACCUUUAAUGACCUUCGGCUGGAGGAACAUGGAAGCUGUGUAUAUGACUACGUAGAGGUCAAAAAUGGGCUAGCAUCCAAUGCCCCUCGUAUACAGCGCUUCUGUGGCACUGUACCUGCAGGCACACAGGUGAAAUCCUCUGGCAACACUAUGAUGGUUAUUUUCUCCACUGAUUCUUCUGUGUCCAAUGGUGGAUUCACUGCAGAUUAUUCCUCUGAUGAGGAAGCAGUAUGUGGAGGAAUCCUAGAUACCCCAGGAAACUUCACCUCACCUAACUAUGGUGUUGCUAACUACAGCAACAAUCUGAACUGUGAGUGGCUGAUCCAGAAUCCACAGCAUGUGAACUCCUCCAUUGUGGUGCUUAUAGAUUACUUGCACUUGGAAACCCACCAGAACUGCCAAAAGGACUACCUGGAGUUCAGACUUGGUGAUGUAAAUGGUGAACUGCUUGCCCGUUUGUGUGGUCAGACCAUUCCAGAGGUUCCAAUUGUGGUGUUCACUCCUCAACUUUGGGUUCAUUUCCUAACUGAUGAAGAUGUUGUGGAUUUGGGAUUCAAAGCUACAUAUUAUUUCUCAGACUGUGGAGGUUCCCAGACGGGUGAAGGAGGAGUUAUUUCUAGCCCUGGUUAUCCAAAUAACUACCCAUCCCCAAGUCGCUGUGCCUGGCUCUUGGAAGCUCCAGAAGGCCAUACAAUCAUUCUAACAUUCACAUACUUUGAAGUAGAAGAACACAGCCAGUGUUCUUGGGACUCAGUGACAAUCUUCAAUGGAGGCUCUUCAGGUUCUCCCAUAAUUGGACAAUACUGUGGUCAUAAUUCCCCUGGGAGAAUCCAGUCAGGUUCGAACAAGCUAGCGGUGGUAUUUCUGGCUGACCACUUAGUGUCCAAGGGAGGGUUUAUUGCUACUUGGUCAACAGACUCCUCAGGAUGUGGUGGGGUCAUACAUGCUGACUCAGGCACCAUCAAGUCCCCUAAUUAUCCUCAGAACUUCCCAUCUAAUGUUGAAUGUUCUUGGACCAUCAUUGCUCAUGAAGGCAAUCACUUGGAGAUGGGUUUUGCUAGUGACUUCCAGAUACCUGACUCUAGUGGGCAGUGUCAGAACAGUUACAUCAAGGUGUGGUCUGGUGACAAAGAGCAGAAUGAUGCUCUGUUGUCCACUGGCUGUGGCUCCACAGCUCCUUCUUCCAUCAUUGCUCCUUUUAACGUCAUCACUGCCCGCUUCCAGUCUUCUGAGGCAGUUGGCAAAGGCUUCUCAGCCUCUUACUUUACACGCUGUGGUGCAAACUUCUCUGCUCCUGCUGGUCGUGUGGUAUCCCCUAACUACCCGGAUGAGUACCCCCACAAUUCCAACUGUGACUACCUCAUCGAUUCUGGAGACCAGACUGUGAUCCUCAUCACGUUUACAACUUUCCAGAUAGAGGCUCAUUCAACAUGCAAUUAUGAUGGAGUAAAGAUCUACAAGGGCUCUUCUGCAAGCGAAAAUCUUAUUGCCACUCUUUGUGGCGACACUAUCCCAGGCCCCUUCUCCACUUUUGGUCCCAUGCUUCUCAAUUUCUACUCUGACUCCAUUAUCAGUGACAGCGGCUUCCUUGCCGAAUAUACAGCUAUCCCAUGUGGAGGGGUGUUUAAUGGCACCUCAGGGUCAGUUAGCAGUCCUACUCAUUCCAUCGUCAACUACCACCACAAUAUAAACUGCACCUACCACAUCGUUGUGCGAGACAAUCGUAUCAUCGACCUUAAAUUCAACAGUUUUCACCUUGAAGCCUCUUCAACCUGCGCCUUUGAUUAUGUGGCUGUAUACGAUGGACCAAACACCCUGGCUCCACUCCUAGGACGGUUCUGUGGCACUGUUCUCCCCCAAAACCUUAGGUCUUCAAGCAAUGAGAUGUUUAUCGUGUUCAGAACCGAUGCAUCAGUGGAUGGUGAAGGCUGGAGGGCAACAUACAGAGAAGCUUUAGGACCUCAGCAGGGUUGUGGAGGCUACCUCACAUCCUCCACAGGGAUGUUUGGUUCUCCUGACAUUGACUUUAAUGGAAAGUACGAGCAUUACAUGGACUGUUUAUGGACCAUUGCUGUUUCAACCGAUAAAGCUGUUAACCUCACGUUUGCCACCUUUGAUCUCGAAGCUGCCUCUGGCUCAGAGUGUCGAUAUGAUUAUGUCAAGAUCUUUGAUGGUGACAGUGAGAAUUACCCGUUGGUUGGAACAUUCUGUGGAGACACGAUACCUGCCCCUUUUGUGUCAGCUAGUCACUUUCUGACAGUGCACUUUGUCACAGAUGGAUCAGUGGCUUUCAGUGGCUUUAAUGCUACCUACAGUGCAGUCGACAGACUGUGUGGAGGAAUGCAUAAUGCCACCUCCACGCCUCAGACCAUCACUUCUCCGUUUUACCCUGACCCAUACCCUGCCUUCACCUCCUGCCGCUGGGUCCUGGAUGCUCCUGCACAGGAGGCUGUGAAAGUGGUGGUCCAGCACUUCCAGCUACAACCCAGCCAGAGCUGCUCCAGUAACUACUUGGAGAUGAAGGACUGGCCUGUGGGAGACUAUGGGCAGGCACAUAAGUUCUGUGGCUCGGACUCCCACAUCCCUGACUUCUACAGCUAUGAUCGUACCAUGCACCUCACCUUCCACUCUGACACCUUUAUGACUGGCAAUGGCUUCAGUCUGACCUAUCAGGUGGCAGGAUGUAGCAGGGAGUAUGAGCAGGCUUAUGGUUACCUGAAGAGUCCUGGCUGGCCUGCAGUUUAUCCCCAUGAAGUGGAUUGCAUCAUUAUCCUCCGUGCACCUCAGAACAGCUCCAUCUCCCUGUUCUUUGACAGUUUUGACGUGGAAUCUCACCCCUCCUGCAACUUUGACUUCCUGGAGAUAAGGAACGGCAGCACGGCUUCAGCUCCACUCCUGGGGAAAUACUGUGGGACCACACUGCCCAGUCCCAUCUUUCCCAGAUCCAAUGAACUCUACCUACACUUCCAGAGUGACUUCUCUGCUGCCCGCAAUGGCUUUGAGAUCACCUGGACCUCCUCUCCACACGGUUGUGGUGGUAGGUUGUAUGGAGAUCAUGGCUCCUUUACCAGUCCAGACUUCCCUGGUACCUAUGCCAAUGGCACUCACUGUGAGUGGGAUAUUAGGGCCCCCAGUGGAAGAGUGGUGACAGUCACAUUCAACCAGAUCAGCAUUGAUGACCCCGGAGACUGCCAGAACAACUAUCUGAAACUCUAUGAUGGACCAGAUGCCAGCUCACUUCCUGUUGGGCCAUACUGUGGAGCGGAGACAAAUAUAGCCCCAUUCAGAGCCUCGUCACAUCAUGUCUUCAUUGUGUUCCACGCCCAGUCUGUUGUGUUGCCAUCUGGAUUCAGGCUCACAUGGAGCAGCUGAAGAGAAAUCCACACAACAUCCACAUAUAUACACUUAGAUAUAAGUUUACAAACAUUAAAACAAUCAUUUAAACAAUAUCAUGGAGUGCAGUAUUCACCAACUAAUUUAAUAUAAAUAGUUUGAUUUCUUUGUUUGAUCAUCUCAUAUAUUUGUAGAUUUGUUCAAAGAAUUAUGAAAUAUGGUAUAUUUUUUUCUGAAAAUAAAAAAGUUGUUUACUGUA
Messenger RNA from Colossoma macropomum (tambaqui), 11295 nucleotides. It is a transcript of the gene cubn, whose product is annotated as cubilin (intrinsic factor-cobalamin receptor). The record is from RefSeq and is a predicted model, not a curated record. Gene Ontology annotation, molecular function: calcium ion binding. The transcript has 66 exons. NCBI's taxonomy places the organism in Eukaryota, Metazoa, Chordata, Actinopteri, Characiformes, Serrasalmidae. The coding region runs from base 195 to 11075 and encodes 3626 amino acids.